Cercocebus atys (sooty mangabey) is the source of this 3904-nucleotide messenger RNA. RefSeq names its product N-ethylmaleimide-sensitive factor attachment protein, beta (gene NAPB). NCBI's taxonomy places the organism in Eukaryota, Metazoa, Chordata, Mammalia, Primates, Cercopithecidae. Gene Ontology annotation, cellular component: vacuolar membrane; terminal bouton; synaptobrevin 2-SNAP-25-syntaxin-1a complex. The transcript has 11 exons. Gene Ontology annotation, molecular function: syntaxin binding; soluble NSF attachment protein activity. Gene Ontology annotation, biological process: regulation of synaptic vesicle priming; intracellular protein transport; SNARE complex disassembly. The coding region runs from base 92 to 1078 and encodes 328 amino acids. The record is from RefSeq and is a predicted model, not a curated record.
CCUGCGCCCCUGCGGCCGCCAGAGGGAGGGCUAAGGCGCCUGGGCGCGCAGCGAGCCGGCUGAGGGGGCUGUGGCGGCUGCGGCUGGCGACAUGGACAACGCGGGGAAGGAGCGUGAGGCGGUACAGCUGAUGGCGGAGGCCGAGAAGCGAGUCAAGGCCUCCCACUCCUUCCUCCGAGGGCUGUUUGGAGGAAACACAAGAAUAGAAGAGGCUUGUGAAAUGUAUACCAGAGCUGCAAAUAUGUUCAAGAUGGCUAAAAAUUGGAGUGUGUCUUCUUCAGCUGCAGGAAACGCAUUUUGUCAGGCAGCCAAGCUCCACAUGCAGCUUCAGAGCAAACAUGACUCCGCUACCAGCUUUGUGGAUGCUGGAAAUGCUUACAAAAAGGCAGAUCCCCAAGCCAAGAAGACAGCCUCACCUGAACCCUCUUUGACUGAAUGGAUUUUUUCGUUGUUUUUCUUAAAUGCCUACGCUUCAGAGGCUAUCAACUGCUUAAAUGCAGCCAUCGACAUUUACACAGACAUGGGAAGGUUUACAAUUGCAGCCAAGCACCACAUUACUAUUGCAGAGAUCUAUGAGACUGAACUUGUAGACAUUGAGAAGGCUAUUGCACAUUAUGAACAAUCUGCUGAUUAUUACAAAGGAGAAGAAUCCAAUAGCUCAGCAAACAAGUGUCUGCUGAAGGUGGCAGCGUAUGCUGCCCAGCUUGAGCAGUACCAGAAAGCCAUUGAGAUCUAUGAGCAGGUUGGGGCAAACACCAUGGAUAAUCCUUUGUUGAAGUACAGUGCAAAGGAUUACUUCUUCAAAGCUGCCCUCUGCCACUUCAUAGUAGACGAGUUGAAUGCCAAGCUUGCUCUUGAGAAAUAUGAGGAAAUGUUUCCAGCGUUUACUGAUUCAAGAGAAUGUAAAUUAUUGAAAAAACUCCUAGAAGCUCAUGAAGAACAAAACAGUGAAGCUUACACUGAAGCAGUGAAGGAAUUUGACUCAAUAUCUCGUUUGGAUCAGUGGCUGACCACCAUGUUACUUCGCAUCAAAAAGUCCAUCCAAGGGGAUGGAGAAGGAGAUGGAGACCUAAAAUGAAAUGUUUUUGUCUUUGUGGCAUGCAGCUAACUCCUCUUUAGUUUUGUCUUAGGGUCAAGUGAUCUUUAUGGGAUGCCCAUUUAAUGGCUUAAUUUUGUUGCAUAUGAGCCAGACAGCCUGGGUAUUGUUUAAGCUCCCCGAGUCUGUGUUGCUGUGAAAUGGAUGAAGGGGAGGCUCCUGUUCAUCUUGUGGUAAUGAUGGGUUGUUUCAUGCUUAUCAGAACCCCCAGCGUUUUCUGAGAAGUACUUCAGAAUCUCAUUCCUCAUAUUUCAUUGGUAUUUGUGGAGCCUAUGUUUAAUGUUGCCAUGUGUUUUUAUGUCCUUUUUGUUAGACUUGAGUACUCAGCCCAGUUGUUCUCAUAGAUGCUUUGCAUUUUCUCUGUGCUUUGGCAUCUGGAUAUGUUCUUUAAAUGUGUGUUUAGUUUAGAACAGUUACUAGGAAUGAGUUUAUAACUUUUAUUAGAAAUCACUUCUAUUUUUGUUAUCCUGUGAUUAUUUUGAUGGUGCUAGUGACUAGUUUCUUUGCUUUUUGUGUUGUUCCAUAUGCUAACAUGUGCAUGGCAAAAAUUUAGAAUAGCCAGGGUCUGUAGGCAUCACAUUGUGAGGAAAGGAGCUUUCUGGAAGUACUUGUUUCACGUAUGGAUGAGUGUCAAAGUGAAUUUGAUUUGUACUUAGACACUCACACACACACACACCACAAGAUCUAUUAGAAAUGGAAUUUCUCUUUUUCUGGAGAUAGUUUUCACUUCUAGUUGGAGUGGAAAUCCCUUUAUAUUUGCAUUAAAGUAUUUUAAUUGGCACAGCCUGCUCGUUAUUUUCAUGUUUAUACACUUUCCCACAUUGAGGUGGUGUGUUCUGUGCUAUGGCUAUAGAAAUCUUGGUCAGGGCUGGAUAGAUUAAGUCAAGCUUGAGAAUGAAUGUAUGUAAUUUUCCUGUUUAUUGCACAUGAUGGGUUAGGUGGGGUAAAUGUGGUACAGGAAUGUACUGUAUGCCCAAGUGGGCAAGAACCCCAACUUGUUUCUCAGGGGACUUGAUUGUUCUCUUAGCUGGUGGAAUAUUUUGGCUUAUGUGUUUGAACUCUGUCAUGUUUAAUUGGUUUAUAUAUGUAUGCUAUCUUGAUUCAUGAACUUGAUUCUAUUAUUUUAUAUGCUGAUAUUUAGACUUACUCUUGUCUUCUGAAUGUCCUCUGCAUAUUUUAUAGUUAAAUCAUUUAUAUUUGAAAUGUGUUUGUUGCCAUACUUAACCCAGCAGACACUCUGACAUCAUGGAGCUUCACUGAUGACAGAUAACGAAACUUUCUAUGUUAUGUCAGGUAGUAGUAAGUAGUAUUGGAAUGAUGUUUUCAUUUUUGAUGGCUCUCGGAAUUGGUAGGAUUUUAUUGGACUGAAGUACAGUGAGUGUUUCCAGGCCAAGGGUCAAGUGCAGGUUGUUUAAGAAAUGAUGAGUAGGUCAGUCUAGGAAGAAAGAGAAAGCAACAGGAAAGGAAGUGGGAAGGGCCAGCCGAGGACAGAUUGUAGAGGAUCCACAUCAGAUGGCCACGAGGACUUGCAGGCUGUAGUUAUGGUGGUGACAUGCAUGAGGUGGGCUGGUAGUGCAGGAAGCUCUGUGAUGUCAGAGCAUCCACUGGGGGUGGUGAUGAAGAUGCUCUGUCUGUGGGCCCUAGAAUUUAAUGUGGAUUUCCUCCUUCCUUCCAAGUUCUGAGAUUCUUAAAUGAGAGCUGGCUGUCUCUAGAGGUAAGACCUGGAAUGGAGCCCCAGUUGGUACUUUUUCACUCCCUCUUAGAAUCUCUUAUGAAAAAAUGAUCAGAAGGAAAAGUGGGGUUUUGUUUCCCUAGCUAAUAAUAUAUCCUACAACUAGCCAAAUGCACUUUUGUGAAAAUGGGGUGUGAGGAAUGGUUCUGCAGCUUGAGUCCUCUGGUUUUAAGUAGUUUGUUUCUACUUGUUUAAAGAAUCUUCUGGUCUGACCACUUAAAGUAAAAACCAAAUGAUUUAUUUUAGGGCAAUUAUGUUUAGCUUUCAUCAUGAUACUCCAACAGACCCCUGUCGGAAGGGGUAUGUUUUUUUAACAAUAGUGUUUGUAACAUUUUGUUGUGUCAAUUAAAGGGUCACUUGUUUGUAUUGCAGUAAACACUGGGACCAGUUCUGGGGUUAAUAAUUAAUUUUUGUUUUUAAUAUUUCACAUAAAAAGAAUCAAAGUAACUGUAAUGGCUAGAAGAUACCUGCCAGAAGAUAAAAAAAAGAAUGAGAGAAAAAGCCCAGUCAGUGGUGUGCCAACUUACUUCCUUUAAAUGUCUCAUGGAUGUAGGACAGUGACUUGUUUCAAGAUGCCUGUGAGCUAGGUCAAGAUGUAUAGAAUGUUACUUAUGAACAAAAUAUAAUUGUUUAUGGUAAAUUCUUGUACUUUAGCAAAUCUGGAGUUAGUUCAUAGUCAAAGUCAAUUAAUAUUUCUUACAGGAAACUUUUGCUUUUUGUGGCAACAUUUUUAUAGCUUGUGUGAGUUCCUUUUUUUAUUUAAUGAUUUCAAAGCAGUAUUUUUGCACAGUUGUGACCGUGUGUGGUGGCGUCACUGUAACCAAAGUAUAUGCACCAGCCCUUGUGCAUUUAUUGUUUCUCCUGAUUUUGUGCAUUUAAAUGUCCAAAUGCAAACCUUUGUGACUUCCUCUGGAGGACUUGGCAGCACAGCAUGCCCCCGUGACCUGCCUGCUGUGGUAUGAGCUGUGACCAAGAGCAGGCUUCCUGCUCCAUGGAGUCCUGAGUUGCUCUGGGAUAGGGGAUUACAUUAUGAAAACUAACCAUGUGUAACAAUAAAUCUACCUUAGCAGAAAAAG